Messenger RNA from Odontomachus brunneus, 1711 nucleotides. RefSeq names its product leucine-rich repeat-containing protein 15-like. The coding region runs from base 177 to 1436 and encodes 419 amino acids. Gene Ontology annotation, molecular function: protein binding. The record is from RefSeq and is a predicted model, not a curated record. NCBI's taxonomy places the organism in Eukaryota, Metazoa, Arthropoda, Insecta, Hymenoptera, Formicidae. Gene Ontology annotation, cellular component: extracellular matrix. The transcript has 4 exons.
ACCGCUUCGUCAUACAAGUUGGCGAGAUAAGAUUACGCCGGCACAUAACCGGGGGAAUUCGUGCCUCGCGAAGACGACGCGGCCAUGUAUAUCAGACGUAAAAUUAUCGGAUAGCGACGAUGAUCUGUCGAAUGGCGGGACCGUGGCGCUCGAUUCUCGGUGCAUUUUGAACGGCAAUGACGCGCAAAGUGCUCGGAACUGUGCUCUUCGCUCUCAUGGUAGUCGCAAUAAAUGAUGCGUCGAUGCGCUCCGCCAGAUCGUGCCCGUCGUUUUGCGUGUGCGAUACGUGGUACGAAUUGCAUCGCGUCUCCUGUAUCGGCCGCCAUCUUUACAACAUUCAUACAGGUGCGCCGAGCGACGUGCAAGCUAUGGACGUGUCGAAUAACUCGAUAUCCGAAUUAAAUGAUUACGAAUUGGUGGACAUAGGACUAUCGAAGCUGGAAUAUUUCAAUCUCUCAGCAAAUGCAAUUAGCAAUAUUGGCCAGUACGCUUUUGAGGGAUUGUCCGCAUUAACGGUUCUAGAUCUGUCACAAAAUCACCUUCAUUAUCUCCUUGCGGAGACUUUCGCACUAGCGAAGAGCUUGCGGAUUCUCCAACUGUCGAGGAACAAUUUCAACUCUCACGUGCCGAAGCUGCAGUGCCUUUCACUCACGAAUCUGGCUCUGGACUCGUGUCAAAUUAGCCACAUUCCAGCGGAUACAUUCAUCGGGCUUCCGCAUCUUCGUAUCCUUGAUCUUUCAAAUAACUUGAUGAUUCAGUUGGACAGCGCUGUGUUACGACCAUUGAAAUUAAAGCAAUUAUUCAUAGAAGGAAACCAGUGGUCCUGCAACAAACUUAUGCACGAUUUGGAGCUAUAUUUGAUAAACAAUAACAUAAUACACCGUGCAGUGUGCGACAAAAUUCCAGGACCGAAGAAAUUUGAAAAGAUGAUCGUCUACGAUCCGCAGAUGAAGUAUGAGAAGCAUCGACCGUCGAUCGCAAACGUAAACAUAAAGAAAAAUACGCAAAUACCGAGGAAGAAUUUUACAUCUGUGCCGACAAUCAAGAACAUAACAGUUUGCGUCAAUGAGACGGAGUCAAAUUUAAAAAAAAUGCUAAAUACCAUUUCGCCAUAUUGGUUCUUCAUGAUCGGUUUUCUGCUCGGUAGCGCGUGUGGCACUUUCGCGUGUUACAUUUGGCUAACGAAAAGGAUAACAUGCUGUCGCCGAUAUCGCGAGCGACAGAGCAACGAUAUUCAAAGAGUCUCGUUGCUGCAGAAUCUAUGGCAAUUUGACGAUCCUGCAUUCAACGACGGUGAACACGGGACGAUAUCUUGUCCGGGUACUCCACCGCCGCCGUAUCGUGACGUUAUGUUGCGCCCGGGACUUUACCGUAGCCCCUCGAUUAUAACGAAUGCGAAUAAUAACUCUGCCACAAAUAGCACAGGACGUACUUAGGUAAUUUAUUAAUUUUAGGUAAGUUAUUUGAAACUUAUUGACUCUCAUUCCUUAAAAUCUGAUACGCUUGUAAGCAUGUACGUGCGUCGUGUUUAAAACACUCUAUAUUUGUCAUUUAAACACCAAUGAAAUGAUUGAUAUAUGUAUUCUUUCAAUGAGAUACAAAAAUAUUAUAGGGUUAUUUACGAUUAUUAUUACGAAAGCACUAAUGUGAAUAUAUAUUAUUAGUCUAGUCUUUUAUUAUAUCUUUAAAUAAACUUCGCAUAAUAUAUGAA